This is a messenger RNA of Cornus florida, 621 nucleotides long. RefSeq lists its product as uncharacterized. The coding region runs from base 1 to 621 and encodes 206 amino acids. Lineage: Eukaryota; Viridiplantae; Streptophyta; Magnoliopsida; Cornales; Cornaceae. The record is from RefSeq and is a predicted model, not a curated record. The transcript is spliced from 2 exons.
AUGGAAAGGGAAAGUGGUUAUCAUGGAACUGAGGGUGAAGCCACUUAUGUUCCUGUUGAGGCUGAAGUAGAACAACCUAUGCAGGGUGGUAUGAGAAGAGAACAGGAGUGCUUAACUGGUACUACCAAACCAGAAGAAGCAGAGGGGUGGGUAAGAAGAAUGGAAUCGAUAUUUGCAGUGAUGGGUGCAGCAGAAGAUCAGAAGGUAAACUUAGCUACAUUUAUGUUCAAAAAUGAAGCUAGUUAUUGGUGGGACACGACAAAACAUUUGUUGCUCACUCCAAGAGAGAAAGAGGUGAUAUUCUGGAAUCCAUUUGUUAAAGCUUUUUAUGAGAAAUAUUUCCCUCCAAUUUACAGAAAAGAGAAGGAACGGGAGUUUAUUCUCCUAAAACAAGAUAGAAUGUCUGUGGUUGAUUAUGAAGUUAAGUUUACAGCUUUAUCGAGGUUCGCACCCAAGUUUGUACAGAAUGAAGAAGAUAAAUGUACAAAAUUUCAGGAUGGUUUAGAAGCAGCUAUUAAGUCUAGAGUUUCAGUGUUUGAGGAAACAGAUUACAACAGACUUGUGAAUAAAGCCAUGAUUGCCGAAAGGGAUGUGAAAGAAUUGCAAGAAAGAAGGGAAUAA